Molecule: messenger RNA, 7648 nt
Organism: Diprion similis
Lineage: Eukaryota; Metazoa; Arthropoda; Insecta; Hymenoptera; Diprionidae
Exons: 10
Coding region: 61-6564 (2167 amino acids)
Source: RefSeq, a predicted model, not a curated record
UUUGCAUAAAGUGAUCGAAGAUAAUCAGUGAAGGAUAGGAAAACCCCGUUUAUAUUCACGAUGAUCGUGCGGCGUCGCCUGUUCCUGGCGCUAGCGAUUAUCCUGACCCUCGAGGCCUGUUUCGGGUCCGCAAAGGGUGAGAGAUGGUCGAGACAAGUAGCAAACAGCGAUUGGAUCCCGUUGGCGAGUCCCAGGUCGAUCCAGGAAGGCGGAAGUGGGCCCAGCGGUGAUGGAAAUCCCGGAAACCUGCGGCAGCUGGCGUUGCCAGCGGAGCUACAGCAGCAGUAUCAGCAACAGCUUCUGCAGAUCCAAGAGACGCAGGAGAGCAUCCAGAAGCUGCUUCUUCUCCAGCAGCAGCUAAGAGCUCAACAGCAGCUUCUUCAGGCCCAGUCCUACCUUCCGGAGGGUUUCGCUACCGAUGAAGAACGGAAGUCAGCGCUCCACCAAAGCACCUUUGCCAACCUUCAGACGCUGCCCCAGCUCGCACCUGAUGCCCUGCUCCCACCUCCUCCGGGGAACCAACCCCAACCACCAGAGUUCCCGGCCCAGAACUUCUUGGCCGAGAAUAACCAGAAGGGGACAAGCCAGAGCGAAGAAGACGUCAGGAAUCGGGAUGAGGAGCAGAACCAGUCUGGGGCAAAGGGAAAGACGAGAGAAUACGUUGCUAGACAAGGUGGACACUACAGGAACUCGAAACAACAGCAACAGGAACAACAACAAGAACAGCAACAACAAAUUAGAGAUGAUCAGAAUAGCGGCGAACUCAACUCGCAGACGACGCCGAGUUCGCUGGAUGGACAGAACGAUGGUGAGGAAGAGGUCCAACUGCUCUACGUUCCUGCAGAAACUUUGGCCCAGCAGAAGACGCAGCGGGGUCGUAACCGGAAGCAACAAGUUCUGGAGCAGCAGCAGCAGUCGUCGGUGCUCCAGCAGACUCAGUACCAGCAACCACAGAGGGGUCGAUUGACGGGCCACAAUUCGGGACUACUGGGAGUGAGCCAAGGGAUCGAGGGUACUCGGCCAACGACGUCGCAGCAAGUUUUCGCCCAGCAGAUACUGUACCAGUUGCAGCAGGAUCAAUUGGAGAGAGACAGGAUCCAGAAGGAGGCCCGAGAGAAGGAGCUCGCUCGGUUGAAGGAGGAGCAGAAGGAGCUAGAGCGACAAGCGAAAUUGCACGAGGAGCGAGUACAGCGGGAGCAGGAACUGAAGCGUCAGAAGGAGUUGGAGUUGCGUAAGGAGUUGGAAAGGCAAGCGGAGGAGGCCAGGCUGAUGGAGCUUGAGAAGCUGAAGAAGGAGGUGGAACGCCGGGAGGAAAUCAGGCGUCAGGAGGAGCUGGAGCGGCGGAAAAUUGCCGAGAUCAGGGCGCAGGAGCGGAGGCGAAAAGAGACGCUGGCCCGCCAAGCGGAGAUCGACAAACUGGCCGCCCUCGAGAAGCAGAAGGAGAUAGAGAUCCAGCGAUCGCUCGAGCAGCAACGGGAACUGGAACGCCAGCAGGCAGAGGAGGAGGCACGAGCUCAGGCGCAGCUCGAGGCCCAUCGUCAAGCCCACCAGGAGACCAUCGAGCAGCAGCGCAGGGCACAAGACGAGGCGGCGAACAUCGACGCCCAGAACCGGGCCCGUAAUCAGGCCCAGCAACAACACCUGACCGAGACCGUAAGGCCCAAGAAUCAAGGCCCGAGGGUCAAGGGACGCCAGCGACACGGUGGCCGCCAGGAAACGGCGACCACUCCCUCGCCCAACCAGCCACCGCUGUCCGUCUACAUGGGCAGCAACAGCCCCGUGAAGAACCCCGAGGACCUGCGAGUCUCCGACGUCCUCAGCAUCCUCAAGGACGCCAAGACCAUAUCCGUUCUCGACUCGGUCGGCCCAGAUGCCCCCCAGGUCUUUGUUGGCCCGAGCAACCUCGACCCGCCACACGGCUAUGCCAAGUUCGAUCUGCCCUACCUCUCCGCCAUCGACAAUAAUCGUGUCGAGCGCAAGGUCGACAAGCUCCCCUUCUUCGUCGCUCCACUCAGCUUCAAACCGCCCCCUGGAUACUCGAAGAUCCCGUUUCCCGCACCGCACAUCGGCUCCGUCGUCGUAAACACUCUAGAAGAGGAGCCCGGGGUUUUCGACGGCGUUGAGGAGACUGCGCCAAUCGUUGAGCCCAACGCUUACGCCACCACCCCGACUCUUCCCUAUGCGUCUCAAUCCACCCCCGAGUUCUCCCAGGAGGCACUCGUCGCCACUACAACUCCCAGCUACCAGGCUGGAUUCUCUUCAACCCCGUCUACCGGGGGAACGAGAUACAGGCACAGGCAAUUCUAUAACGACGACAGGUCACCCCAGACCUCGUCAACCCCCCAGUACCACCCCUCGACCGAGACGGUUGUUACGAAAACGAAAUUCAGGCAGUUUUACGUCGAGGAACAGGCUCAUGGAACCGCUGGGUACAACCCGGAGACGACACCUUCAAGCCCGCAACACAACCAGUUCCAGGAGGAAGUCGUCCAGGCUUACAACCCCGUAACGAAUGAGCAGCCAGCCGUUCAAGAAACCGGUGAAAUUGCAGGGCUCUCCCAGGGACCGACGCAGUAUUCGAUUCCCAAUGAACUACCAAGGAUAUCUUCGCAGCUACCAAGUCUCGUCAAUUCACUCUUCGAACGGAACCAGUUCGUCGAAAAGACUACCUACGAAACACCAACCACCACCCCGUCAACCACAACGACCACAACAACAACCGAACCCUCCACCACGACCCACAGAACCCGCGGAAGACAAAGAGGCAGAAUCGUUCCGACCAGACCACCAACAACUACGGAUUACCCGUCAACGAGAUCCUCGGUCACUGAGAAACCACGAUUAAGACCUUACAGCAGAUCAAGGGCGCGCCAAGGAUACGCGACGACCACCGAAGCCUAUCAAGAACCGACCUACGAACCGACCAAAGCAAAGCUGUCCGAGACACGAGAGAAAACCCAUCACUUCAACGCGCCUGAGCAACAUAGAAGGCCCGUAGAGAGGAAUCAGCUGAGAUACAGGGGACGAGGUGGUGACCGGAAUGCGGUCCAACCGGAGGCUCAAUCGGACGCUGAGCUCUCGCAGCAGGUGCAGAACGCUCAAAACCAGGAACCAAACUACCCGAAUAUCCCACCGAGACAUUCUCUUCAGGGACCAACCGCGCCGAUCCAGAACACUGAGGAGGUCUUCCAGUCAUCGCCAACCCCAACCAGCAUAUCAAACGACGGUCUGCAAGCUGAAGCCCAACCUCUUCACGGUGCAGCUGUGCCCGAAGCAGUUGUCGGAGCAGAAGGAGGAGCUCAGGUAUUCCAACAGGAGAUCCAAGGCAUCGAGGGAAUCGAUCACCAUCACGCCGGGUUUCCAAACGUCGGGGCAAGACCGUUGGAUGGUUUCAAUUUCCAGCCCCAAAUCGGGGCCGUGGGACCGACGGCUGAAUAUCCCCAAACCACAGCUCAAAUUUACGAUAGUCAGCCGGUGAAUUCCCAGGACAAGGAGAGCACCAACACCUUCCAAUACAACGACUUUAACCGCGAUCAAGUUUACGGCUCCGCUCCUGUUCCAAACCACGAGCUGUCACCACCCGACUCGGUUCAAUCCGAGCACCUCGAACCACAAGGCCCAACUUCUGGACCGGUAUACAACCGGCCAUCGGACGACAGCAACCGCUUCACGGGCCCCAGCACGACCACUGAAGCGCCAGAGGUCACGACCCUAAGACCAACCACCACUUCGACGCCAUCAAUUAUUCGGCAAAGGGUGCGCACACGGCUGGGUCAGAAUGGCAACCGUCCCCGCGUCGACUCAGCUAUUCAGACUCGGCCGACCGGAUCCAGGGAUGAAUUCGUCCGGUUCAGUGCGGUCAAUCAGGACAGGCAGCAUUCGUCUAGCAGAACGCAGCCCGGGUCUCGAACCAGGUCGAGGAAUCGCUCUCAGGCGAAUCAGCGCGGACAAACGGCCAACAACGACUACGUGCGGAUUCAGGCUCCUCUUCAUCGACCCACCACCACGACUACCACCACUCAGGCACCCAAGAGCUACGAAAAAGAUACCGACGACGAAAUCGAGUACGGAUUCAUCAGACCUCCGAGCUUCAAACCCAUCCAUCCUAUCAGCGAUGAAAAUAACCAGAAUGGUGGCACCUUCAGACCUAAACACGAUCAGGUUCAAUCGCACGAAGUUCAAUCGUCGAACGACGCGCCGGUCGAAGUGAGCAGUCCGCAUUCUGAAACGUUGAAGAAUCGAUCAAGGUAUCAAGUCACGAAUCGACGACCGUUGACCAGAUCCACGACGGAGGUACCACGCGUAGCAAACGCCGCAUCGCAAGGCCUCGAAGAAGAAGCUUACACUGUAAAACCCAGGGUGCAAAACGACCAGGAGUCGAGGACGACCAGACCUCGCAAUAGGGGCAGAAGGCCGGCGAAGAAGAGAACCACGACGACGUCGACGACAACGACGACCACAACAACCACGACAGAAUCCGUUCUCGACUCGAGCAAUGAAUUACCACUCGACGAAAACUACCCGCCGCAAAUAAUUCAGGGGAUUCCAGCUCCGUCCGAAGAAACAGACUUGCGAACCCUUUUCAAAGAUGAAUUGAAAACACCCAAUUUGGAAAGCCUUCCUCAAGCCGAGGCUCUGCAGAGACCGGGACAACUGAGUGCUUUUCAACAGGAUGAAAAUCUACAGUUUCCACGCUCGGACUUCGUCCUGAACUUCGGCGUCGGUUCGAGUCACGAAGAGCCGAAAGAAGAGUACGAUCAGACGCAGCUGGGGACCUCGCAUCACCGCAAGUAUAUCCAGUUGAACAGAGGAAGGUCCGAGCCUGCAGGUCACCCUGAAAGAAAGCCGCCAAGCGACAUUGACGGCGCGGAAAGCCAAUGGUCGACUAAAUUGACCCUGUCAUCCUUCCAACCGAGCUCAUUGGCGAACCACGUUCAAUCUGGAGACGCGAGAAGUAUUCAAAGGCAAGAGAAGAACGAGGAGUCAUUCGACAUCAUCACUGCCGGACCGGAUAUCUUGUCUGGCAAAACUGAUGGUUCCGAACCGCCCAGAACCAUCGUCGUCAAUGCCAGCUACCUUGGAAACGCCAAGAAAGAGGGUCUCGAGCUCAAGGAAACCGAAAACCGCGGCUCACACCAUGGCAGACAGUUCGUCGAGGAGAAAAACGAUCCCCUUAAAGACAGUCCGAGCAGUCUGGACGCGAUUCAAUUCUGGAACAACGGUCAGGGCGCAGAAGCUGUUUCUGAAAAGGCUGACGUGGCGAUAAAUGAGACUCAAACUGAUUCGACCACGACCCCGAAUGUCACUCAAGAUCCCGUCAACAUGACGAGCGAAGCCCCAACGACUUUGGUGACGAAAGAUAGCGAAGAGGAAACUGACCAACGAGAAUCCGCCACUUCGGAACUUUCCGAAGAGCCGACGACCACUAAGAGAAUCGCGCAAAGACGACGACGUGUCAGGGUACGCGUGAGGCCAUCGGACGAUUUCGUCACCGCGGAAUCGCAGCACCUGGUUUCGGCUUGGAAUACUCUAGUCCGCGAAAAACAGAGCCAUGAAGAGACGGAACGUUUCGACAAACCCAAGCCUCCGACAACUGUCAGUUCGACAAGCAGCGAACCACCGACGACCGUUAAAUCCUUCCUGGAAGAGUUCCUCGAGGAGAUGACAAAGGAUAAAGACGAAGAGCCAGCCGUGGACGCCGUCACAAUGACCUCGACCAGCGUUCCAAACGAUCCGGAGGAAGCCACGAGCACUACCGAAGCAGCGACCGCGCAAUGGACGACAAAACAGAGCCAGAAAACCAGCGAGCUUCCGACUACCCUGCAAAGUGAGAAGAAGUUCGUGACAGAAGCGACAACCGAGCGUCAGAAGAAUGUCUCUCCCAAGUCAGAAAAAAUGGCGACGAAACUGACGGAGUCGGUGGUCAAGAAGGACGACCGAUUCCAUCCCAAACAUCAGGCGAAACCGUGGUGGAGACACGACUUCGAAACUGUGACGCAGAAGGCAGAGGAAGACGAGCUAGUCACGGUUGAUCCGAAGCUGCAAUACACGGUCGCUGAAGACCCGGAAGAUGAAGACGAGGUCAAAGAGGCCACGUUGGCUCAGAGCAUCUCCGGCUACGUUGACGCCUUCUUCAAAACGAUGAAAGGAGCCGAAGAAGCAACGACUCCGGCCUUGGCACCGGAAGAAACGAGUACAGCUGACCCAACGUCCGUCUUUUUCGAGCGGAAGAGCAACGCUGGCGUAGAGACGAGGGUUGAAAAGACGGAAAGCGCUGAAGCCGUCGCGACAACGUCAACGACGAAAGUCGAUCAGACGACGACUCCGGAACAAGUAACAACACUCAAUUUCACUCCCAUCACCACGCCGGAAGUCCCCAUUUCUCCGGACGAGCUUACGACGGAAGUUCCGGUGGUCAGCACGACCACCGUUGCGACUACAGGUACCAAGGAUGAUCAGCUCGGUAAAGUUCUUAGAACGUCGACAACUACCGAGGUGUCCCACAUGACGGAAAUAUGCUACAGAGGUCGUUGCGUCAAGACCAAAUCGGCUAAACGGAGAUAAACGAAUUCUCUUCUUGAUUUUUUUGUUUCAAGCAUGAAGAAACUUCGCGGUUUGCGGUCUAGGGGGCGUAAUUUAUUACUUAAAAACACCAAUCACACAGUUUAAACGCAGAAACUAGUCUGAAAAUAUACAGUUAGUUUAGACGAAACUUUCUGCAUUGUCAAUUAUUAUUUUCCAAUAAUUUUCUCGGUGGAGACUCGCUGCGUAUAUUAUCGACAUUUCUCUCUACAUACUCAAGUACCAAAUUACAACUAACUGAUAAACUAUUAUUAUCACUUUCGUUUUCUAUUACAUAAAAUCAUUGCAUCAUAAAUAAAUUAUUAAGACACUAUGCAUUAAUAAUAUUUAUAAAUAUAUAUAUACAUAUACAUAUAUAUCAGUACAUAUUAUGUAGAUAAAUACAAAUGAAAAGGAAAUAUAUAUAUAUAUAUAUAUAUACAAGUAUAGGAAUACGGAAUAGAAAUGAAAAUAAACAGUGGCAUAUAUUUAAAGGAGAUCAGAAAUCGAAAGUAUAUAUCUUAGAGAAUCAUACCUAAUACCAUUUAUUUAAUGAAACGAUACAAUUAUCAUUAAUUAAUAUUAUUAUUAUUAUUAUUAUCAUUAUAUAUUACAUUAUAUAUUAUUAGAAUUAUUUAAUUUAACAUUCUUACAAUUGGUAAUGAAGUAUCGGUAGCCAGAAGAAGGAGAAUUGAAGAAAAAGAAAACCUGUAAUAAAAAUAAUACAUGUAAUUCUUAGAUAAAUACGAUCGAACAGAAUUUGUACGGCAGUUGUAAUAUGUAUGAAAUAUGUAUAAUACACGGUAUAUAUGUACAUACAUAUACAUAUAUGUGUGUAGUCGACACCACUUGGGGCACGCGUAAUAUAUUGCGGAAGUAUAAAAAUUUUUGGCCCAAGAAUGUUGCGGGUUUAACCCUUUCGCUGCAAGAUCGAUGCCUCACGUUUGUACCCCUAUAAUAUCUUCUAUUGAGUGGAUUCCGAGCUCGCUUUUUCACUUUCUGCCAAAGGAAAAUCACAGAAACGCGGUGUCACGUUGACCCUUUUAUUCCGCGGUUUGGUAUCCACGUGCCAAAAAUUUCACUCCGA